Messenger RNA from Clarias gariepinus (North African catfish), 4637 nucleotides. RefSeq names its product methyl CpG binding protein 2 (gene mecp2). Gene Ontology annotation, cellular component: heterochromatin; nucleus. Gene Ontology annotation, molecular function: double-stranded methylated DNA binding; chromatin binding; methyl-CpG binding. Gene Ontology annotation, biological process: negative regulation of transcription by RNA polymerase II. The coding region runs from base 81 to 1697 and encodes 538 amino acids. The record is from RefSeq and is a predicted model, not a curated record. NCBI's taxonomy places the organism in Eukaryota, Metazoa, Chordata, Actinopteri, Siluriformes, Clariidae. The transcript is spliced from 3 exons.
GAGAGGGUGAGAGGAGGAGGGGGUUACUCACAAAGAUGUUGCGUGAUUUUUUUGGAAAUUUAUUUAUUUAAAUAAAAAAAAUGGCCGCCGCAGAGAGCGGAGAGGAGAGACUAGGUGACGGAAAAGGGGAGGACCAGGAGGGUUCUAAAGAAGCAACCCAAAAACAGAAGAAGAGCAAAAAAGAGCUGGAACAGGAUGUGGGGAGAGUUGAGCCUGCCGUCGAAGAAGAAGAAGAGGAGGAGGAGGAGGUGGAGGAAGGGGAUGAUGGGCACAGAGCAGAGGCGGGUCAAUCCGAGCCCUCGGCCCCUGAGCCCGCAGCGGCCCUCGGCGCUCCGGAAGCUUCUUCCUCUGCCAAGCAGCGGCGAUCCAUCAUCCGGGACCGCGGGCCUUUGUAUGAUGACCCCUCGCUGCCUCAGGGCUGGACGCGCAAACUCAAACAGCGCAAGUCGGGACGAUCGGCCGGCAAAUUCGACGUCUACCUGAUCAACCCAGAAGGGAAAGCCUUCCGUUCCAAAGUGGAGCUUAUGGCGUACUUCCAAAAGGUGGGUGACACCACCACAGACCCCAAUGACUUUGACUUUACGGUGACGGGGCGCGGGAGCCCAUCACGCAGGGAGAAGAGACCGCCGAAGAAGCCCAAAGUGGCCAAGCCCACCGGCAGAGGGAGGGGCCGGCCGAAGGGCAGCGGAAAAGUACGGCAGACCACGGAGGGUGUAGCAGUGAAGCGCGUGGUUGAAAAGAGUCCGGGCAAACUCCUUGUCAAGAUGCCGUUCGUGGCUCCGAAAACAGAGACGGGAUCCCCCUCAGGGCAAGUCCCCGUCGUCAAGCAGCGGCCUGGACGAAAGAGGAAAGCGGAAAAAGAGCCGCCCAGCGCGCCAAAGAAACGCGGUAGGAAGCCGGCGGCCGCCUCUCAGUCUGCAGCGGGAGGGACCGGAUCGAGCGUGGCGUAUGCUGCCGCGGCCAUCGCAACGUCGGAGGCCAAGAAGAAAGCGCAGAAGGAACUGGCGGCCAAGCCAGUGCAGGAGAAGGCGCUUCCCAUCAAGAAGCGCAAGACACGGGAGACUAUGGAGGAAGCCGAAGGGUCUGCCACGACCACACCCGAGGCGCCGGGCGGCGUAGCAAAAAGGCCCGCUAGUCAAACGCCGCCCUCUACCGGCGCAGAGUCCGAAAUGGGACAGAAACUUCACAAGCACUCGAGCCGGAAGCAUAAGGAAGCAAUGGACUCCGGAAACGGCAGCAGCAGCGGACCCAAAGUCCACAAAAAAAGAGAUCAGCGCGAGCAACAACUGAAACACCUCCACCAUCACCAUCAUCACCACCAUCACCAACACCACCUGCCCCUGAUGGAGCCGUCCAUCUUCACCCCGCAGGCUCACCAGCUUUCCCUCGGCCACUCCAUGCACGGCGGUCCCCCGGUGGAGAACGAGCCCCAGGACUUGAGCACUUCCAGGUCGAGACAGGAGCCGCUAGCCUGCCGGGAGGAAGCCCGAACCGACAGUCACACAGUUAGAGACACUUCAGGCAAGAUGGCAGCGACGGAGUUGCGAACCCAGCAACAGCAGCAGCAGCAGCAGCAUGGCACUGUGACGGGGGACGGAAAGGAACUGAGAGACAUUGUUCCUCCUUCCGCCGUGCCCAGGCCGAGUCGAGAAGAAACAGUCGAGUCCAGGACGCCUGUGAGCGAACGCGUGAGCUGAAGGACGUGACUGACAUUCAGACAAACUGACCAAUCAGCAGCAACGGCUGUGUUCUCGCGCAGGAACAGAGGCACUCACAGAGGGAGGAGUUGUUUUGUUUUGUUUGUUUUCUAUGUUCGUUUGUUUGUUUUUUUUCUGUUUUUUUUAACAAGAAAUGAAAAAAAAAAAUCCAGAAAAAUGUAAAUGUACUUACAAAAGGCAGCUGUUGUGUCGGACGUUGUGAGUCGGAUGCAGAGCGAUGACAGAAUCGCAGGCGUGAAUGAAUUCUCAGAUUUCUUUUUCCUUUUGCCCAGUUUCAUUUUAUCCUUUUAGUUAUAUAUAUAUAUAUAUAUAUAUAGAUAAAUCAUAGGAACCACAUCUUUAUCGCUUCAUUAGAGCUUGUAGGAAAUAGCGAGACACCGAGAUAGUAAUGAAUGCACAAGUAACACUUCAGUGGGAAGCUGAUUUACAACUAACCGCUCCCCUGCCAGAACCAGACGCCUCACGAACGUGUUUAUAAAUAAGAGUUGAUUUGAUAGAAUCAUCCGCCUUUUUUUUCUUAUUCUUCGUAUGAUAGAAGGGACUGUGAGAAGAAGGCAGUCUGAAUAACUGCAUGAAGAAUGUCAGUUCUUUAUAAACGGAAAGACAGAAAAAAAAUGAAAUGCACUUGUUAUGCCAUCAAUCAUUUUUUUAAAACUCGAAUCAAAACUCGAGAGACAGUUUAUCGCAUGCAGAGAAGAUGGGUUUUCAAUUUACGUCCUUUUUUAUUUAGUAAGAAGACUGGUUAAGUCCUGAACGUGACCGCCUUUCUCUCAUUCUUGAGACGUAGAGAGGAACGUUUUGCCGCCGCGUAACACGGUUUAACCUCGCUAUCUGUUUCAGCGGUGCCAGAUAACAGACUUAAUACAGUUAGGUAAGAUUUUUUUAUUGUUAUUCAUUUAGAUAUUUUUUCAUCCUCUUUUUAAGCGGGGAAAGAAGGUCGAGCACAAGCGAAUGGGAACGAAGCACAGCCUAAAUAAGCAUGUGAAAAUCGAACAAAAACGGAAAUAAAAUUCCGAAGCAGUACGUUCUAAAACUUUUUUUUUUGUUGUUUCUUCUUCUUUCUUUUUUUUUUGUUCCCCCUUAUUUAACUUUCUAGCUUUUUUUUCCCCUCCUUCUGCAAACAUAAAGUGAAAUUGAAAACGGUGGCCUUGUGUUUUCCUGAACACAUCAGAGCUGGCGUGUGUUUGGAAACCUAGCCGCUGGUUUAUUUAUUUUUCCUCCUCGUCAUGGUGAAGAGAGCAAAUAGGGAAGUCGGCGCGGAGAGAGAACGCAGCACGCGCGAUAUAUUUGCUAGACUUCCUCUCACAAGACAGCUGCACGGGUUCGUACGGGACGUUUUUUUUUCCUUUCUUUCUUUCUCUUUUUCUUUCUUCUUUUCUCUUCCGACGUCAGUUAGAUCCGAAUCUUGAUGCUAGAGAAGAUAAUUGGAGGGAAAAACUUGACAAACUUCAGAAUCCCUGUUUUUUUGGGUUUUUUUUUCCCCGUCCUUGGUGUUUACACUUAAAAUGUCAUUACAGUGAUGAAACGUCUGGAAUUUCAGGAUGGCUUAACACAAAGCAAAAAAAAAAAAGAAACAAAUUAGAACAUUUUCACACAAGGUAUUCAUUCAUGUUUUUUAAGAAAUCCGCAAAAGAUAUAGUGUCAUGUAAUUUUUUUUUAUUUAAUUAAAUUUUUUUCAAGUUCGUCUUCGUAUCCUAGCUGAAAUGAGGUUGGAGAGAUAGCAGGGCUUCCCCCUGCUUUUCGAAGUCGCACAUGAAGUCACGCAUUUCUGUUUCAUGUCCGCUUUAUGUUCUUUUUCGAGCGUAGUGUAGUUUGCGGACACACAGCGGAUGUGAGGUAUAUCCUUCCUCAUUUCUUUCCUCUGAGCUGACUUUUUUUUUCUUCUACUUUUUUCUUUUUCUACCUUUUUCCUGCAAAGCCGUGAGGUACUGACACAAGAGAAGACGUGUCAAUAUGAUGAUGAUUGUAGUGAGGCGCUCAAAUGAUUUACAGAGACCACGCCUGACCAAAGGCUAAUCUCGUCUAUUUUAUUUAAAUGCAUAAUAAUGGCCAAUGAUGUACAAGUGGAGGCCGUUACCAGGAGUCGUUAACUCCCCUCAUCUGAAGCAGCGCUUUUACCGUAGCCGGGACGUUUAAAGGGUAAUAACUUACAGACAUCCCACUUUUUUUUCUUUUCUUUUUUUUUUUUUUUUAAUAAAAUACAAAUAAAAAAUUCUUUUUUAAAGGAAGGUUAAGAAGGAUUUAUAGUGAUCGAAGCGUUCGUUCCAGCGCUUUAGAUUCUGCAUCCGUGCUGACGAAGGUCAAAUCAGCUCUUCGUUUCCUGUUCAGUUUUAUCUCCUUUUUUUUUGGGUUGUAUUUUUUUAUUUUUAUUUUAUAUAUAUUUUUAAAAAUAUAUUUAAAGAACCACAUUGUAGCGUGAGCUCCUCACGAGUCAUUUUUAUGAAGUGUGCUUUAAGUAUAAGUGAGUGUUUUCAUUACCAGGGAUCUUAAAGAUGUUAGAAAACUUCCCUUUCUCUAGAUGACUGUGUGUAGCUCGAUUUCGAAUUUAACAAUCGCCAGACGACAUGACUUUUUUUUUUCUUUUCUUUUUUUUUCUUCCAUCAAAGGUCAACGUACAGAAAUGUUGCUCAACAGUCUUCGUCCCUUAGCCUCCUCUCGGCCUCGACCCUAGCCAGUGGGGAAGAGGACACAGAGAAACUAGAGCGCUUGUGCUCUAAAGAAAAGGGCUAUGAAAUAAAUCACAGAAUAAAAAAAUAAAUAAUUAUUUAAAAAUCAGAAAGAUUGAUUCGAAGGCAUCCAUCGUUGCGUUCGGACAUGGUUACCCGCUUGAGGUUCCGAUCACUGAGGUCCCAAGCAUUUUCAGAUCCCACUAGCUUUAUCUGUUCCAGCAGAUCACAACUUAAGGAAAAAAAAUUAAAA